AAAAACGGGAUCGGUUGUAGAACGGAUUCACUUGGCGGUGGAACCUUCCUUUCCUUUUGAGUUCGGCAGCCGGGACGGACGAGCGCUGAGCGCCCACCGUGAGUCUCGUUCCGAGGGAGUAAGCAGUCAUGCCACAAAACGAAUACAUAGAGUUACACCGGAAGCGAUAUGGUUAUCGCUUGGAUUACCAUGAGAAGAAGAGGAAGAAAGAGGGCCGUGAGGCUCAUGAACGCUCAAAGAAAGCCAAGAAAAUGAUUGGGCUGAAAGCUAAGCUCUAUCAUAAACAGCGCCAUGCAGAGAAGAUACAGAUGAAAAAGACUAUUAAAAUGCAUGAAAAGAGAAAUACCAAGCAGAAAAAUGAUGAAAAAACCCCAGAAGGAGCUGUGCCAGCGUAUCUGCUGGACAGAGAGGGCCAAUCCCGAGCUAAAGUUCUCUCCAACAUGAUUAAACAGAAGCGAAAAGAAAAAGCUGGGAAAUGGGAGGUUCCUGUACCCAAAGUCCGUGCCCAGGGAGAGACAGAAGUGCUCAAGGUGAUCCGUACAGGAAAGAGAAAGAAGAAGGCAUGGAAGAGAAUGGUUACUAAAGUGUGUUUUGUUGGGGAUGGCUUUACUCGAAAGCCUCCAAAAUAUGAACGAUUCAUUCGGCCAAUGGGUUUACGAUUCAAGAAGGCCCAUGUAACACAUCCUGAACUUAAAGCCACUUUUUGUCUACCUAUUCUUGGUGUAAAAAAGAAUCCCUCUUCUCCUCUGUACACAUCUUUGGGGGUAAUCACGAAAGGUACAGUCAUCGAGGUGAAUGUGAGUGAGCUUGGUCUUGUGACACAAGGAGGCAAAGUAGUCUGGGGAAAAUAUGCACAAGUAACCAACAAUCCAGAAAAUGAUGGGUGCAUUAAUGCAGUUCUGCUUGUCUAAGUGGCAUAUUAGUCUUGAAUAUGCACAAUAAUUUUUCUAAGGAGAAACAAGACUGCCUCAAAACAUUUGCAGAUAAAGAACUUGUGUCAAAGCAUCAGCAUCUGAAGACAGACAGUCUGAGAACUAUUUUUUACUGAUUACCACCAAUAAUAAAGGAAACCAAUGUGGGUCAAAACUUAA
Rhineura floridana is the source of this 1091-nucleotide messenger RNA. RefSeq names its product NSA2 ribosome biogenesis factor (gene NSA2). The record is from RefSeq and is a predicted model, not a curated record. Bases 129 to 911 code for a protein of 260 amino acids. The transcript has 6 exons. Gene Ontology annotation, biological process: maturation of LSU-rRNA; maturation of 5.8S rRNA. NCBI's taxonomy places the organism in Eukaryota, Metazoa, Chordata, Lepidosauria, Squamata, Rhineuridae. Gene Ontology annotation, cellular component: preribosome, large subunit precursor; nucleolus.